Messenger RNA from Ectocarpus sp. CCAP 1310/34, 2784 nucleotides. NCBI's taxonomy places the organism in Eukaryota, Phaeophyceae, Ectocarpales, Ectocarpaceae. The record is from the annotation of a GenBank genome assembly.
AUGUCCGAACUCGGUCGUUGUACGAUCGCCGAGGCAACGUUCCCCGUGCCACCUGGCACCCGCCCCAUCGACCGUCCGCCGUAUCGCCCCAACCCCCGUACCUCAGCUGCCACCGACAAACGUGUUGAAGAUAUGCUAGAAUGGGGUAUUACCGAGAAACGGCCCAGUCCAUGGGGCAGCCCUUGUACCAUUGUCGCCAAAAGCAACGGCAGCCCUCGUUUCUGUAUUGAUUACCGCCACACCCUCAACCGCAACAUCAUUCGCAAGACUUGCCCUAUGCCCAACCUUGAGUCGUGCCUGGAUGCCGUCGGGGACGCCCUCUACAUCACUGUGGCGGACAUCCUCAGCGCUUUCUGGCAGAUUCCUGUGGCUGAGGAGCAUGUCGACCGGACCGCCUUCGUGACUCAUAACGGCAAGUACUGUUUCAAGCGUAUGCCGUUCGGGGUAGCGAAUGCGCCAUGGCUGUUUCAACACGUAAUGUCUAUUGCUCUGGGCCACCUUGGUCCCGACUCCGGUGUCCUCUUGUACAUGGACAAUCUGAUCUGUAUCAAUCGCACAUUUGAGACCCAUCUUGUCUCCAUCGAGAAAAUGUUCGCAGCAUUGCAGGCAGCAGGUCUGACUCUCAAGCCGUCCAAAAUCCAAUUUGGUCGUAAAGAAGUCGAUUACCUUGGUCAUGUCAUUUCUGCGAAAGGUAUUUUCGUCAGUACCGACCGCAUUGAUGCCAUCCGCGACGUGUCCACGCCGAAAUGUAUCAAGGACCUCCGUUCCAUCCUCGGCAUGGCAAAUUUUGUCCGUCGCUUUGCCAAAAAUUACGCUGACCUCACUGCACCGCUAGUUGAUCUGACUCGCAAGGAUUUCGUCAAACCCCGCAAAUUUCGGGAAGCUUGGGGGCCGGACCAAGAUGCCGCCUUCCAACAACUCAAAGAUGCUUUGUAUUCCGCCCUUGUCCUCCACUUUCCCGAUUUUUCGAGAGAAUUUGUCGUGCACACUGACGCUUCUGAGCUUGGUGUAGGUGCCUUCCUAGCCCAACCGUCCAAAGAUAGCACCGGCGACAAGGCGGUAGACAUUGUCGCCUACUACAGCAAACGCUUUAAAGCAGGCCAACGUCACUAUAGUCCCACUAUGAAGGAGUGUACGGCGGUUGUCUGGGCCCUGACCCACUGGCGCCCAUACCUUUGGGGCCGGCAAAUCACUUGUCACACCGACCACCAAGCGCUGACGUACCUGUAUCAUAUGCAAGAUACGUCUAAUAUGCUUACUCGUUGGGCCAUCUGUCUGCAAAAUUUCGAUUUCACCGUCAAGCACGUUCCGGGGAAACUUAACGUAGUCCCGGACACCCUGUCCCGCAUUUUCAGCGAAAUCGACGGCAAACCUCUCCCGUACGAGCCUCGGCUCGCCGCUAUCUGUCGCAAUGUCCCCGAUGACCAACCAUUCCGCCCUCCUGCCCCUCGUGAAUACGAAGUGUCCGCUAGUAAUUUAGACGACAUUGUCCCAGUCGACACCGAACGUGAGUUGUUCUCUAGCGCUAUGUCUGUUUUCCCUGUUUUCGAUACUGCCAAGUUGCUCGAUCAUCAAAAGAAAGAGUUCCACCAGUAUUUCGAUUACUUGGACAACCCCACCAAGGCUCGGGUACCACUCCACCAGCCUAAGUCCAGCAUGAGUAAAUUUUUCAUCCACGAAGGCGAGGCACUUGACCAACUGGUAGUGCCCGACACGUUGCGGAAACUUGUCAUAAAUGUGUGUCAUGACCUCCCGGCGUCGGGUGGCCAUCUAGCUUUUAAAGGGCACCGACCGGUCACCAACCCUUUCCAGGUUGUGGCUGUUGAUCUUGUCGAAUACAAAUCACAGUCGGAGGGUAACCGAUUUAUCUUGUCUGUCAUCGACCAUCUCACACGCUUCCUCAUUCUCAUACCCAUUCCGUCCAAGGAGGCUACCGUAGUGGUCCGUCAUCUCAUUGACCGUGUCUUUUCGGUGCUCGGUCCGCCGGAAACUUUGCAUUCUGAUCAAGGAAGAGAAUUCGAAAACCAACUCGUGAAAGAAUUGCAAACUGUCUUUGGGUACAAGAAAACCCGCACGGCCGCGUACCGUCCGCAAGGGAAUUCUGUUCUCGAACGUGUCCACAACACUGUCCACAAUAUGCUUGCCAUGUAUAGCAACCUGGCUUGUGAUAUUUGGUCAGAACUGUUGCCUUUUGUCCAGCUUGCACACAACACAGCCUAUUCCAAGACAUUGGAGGAAACACCCCAUUAUCUCGUCUUUGGCCGUGCCCCUACCCUGCCUGUCGAACUCUUCCUCGGAGUUCCCGCUACCGAUGCUCCGCAGAGUCGUCUUGACCACUCGCGUCGCACCGUAGAGAAUCUGCAACUCGCUUACGAGUUGGCCCGUCGCAAUCUCAAAGAACGCACGGAUAAGCAAGCUGUCGAAAACGAGAAACUGUCCUUCCCUAGUUUCAAAAUGGGCGACCAGGUUUUGCUCCACCGCCCGUACAACGAAACUGAUGGCCCCAACCCCAAGCUCGUUAGUCCUUGGCACGGGCCAUUCACUGUCAGAUCUCAAAUCUCUCCUGUCAUUUAUCGUGUUUCAAAACCCAACGACCCCACAGAAGUCACCGUCCACUUGGGUCGAAUGAAACCAUUUGUCCAACCUACGUCGUCCCCUGACCCCGAUUUUGAGGCUCUAGACGACAUGUUCCUCGGAACAGCCCUUCCUGUCCCUGAUCUUGAUGGCUUUAUGCACACCGUCACGAUCGACCCGUAUGUCGUCGAAGCCAUCGACGGUCAUUAA